Cladophialophora bantiana CBS 173.52 is the source of this 891-nucleotide messenger RNA. RefSeq lists its product as uncharacterized. The transcript has a single exon. Gene Ontology annotation, cellular component: cytosol. Gene Ontology annotation, biological process: fructose 1,6-bisphosphate metabolic process; glycolytic process. Gene Ontology annotation, molecular function: fructose-bisphosphate aldolase activity. The record is from RefSeq and is a predicted model, not a curated record. The coding region runs from base 1 to 891 and encodes 296 amino acids. NCBI's taxonomy places the organism in Eukaryota, Fungi, Ascomycota, Eurotiomycetes, Chaetothyriales, Herpotrichiellaceae.
AUGUUCACAGCCGAAGGGUCGUUUGAGAAAUCCAUUUCUGGGAUAAUCACAUUCGAAGAGACGCUCAUGAAACUCGAUGCUCAGCUGGAUUCCAAGUACAAAGGCAAAUCCUUCGUGAGCAUCAUCAAGGAACGCGGCAUCAUCCCUGGUAUCAAAGUCGACAAUGGUACUGUGGCACUGCCACGUACGUCACCCGAGGAAACAACAACCCAAGGAUUGGAUGGUUUGUUCCGCAGAUGCAAGCAGUGCCAUGAGCGAGACGCUCACUUCAGUAAAUGGCGCUGUCCUUAUAUUGUCCCUCCCUCCACGCUGUCACCUCUUUCUAUCAUGGACAACGCCGAGGACCUAGCAAGAUAUGCUGCCAUCUCGCAGCAGGCUGGUCUCAUCCCAAUUGUCGAGCCCGAAGUGUUAAUGACGCACGAUCAGCCGCUAGAACGUUCUCUGGAGGCUCAUAUUGCUGCCUAUUCUGCAAUGUUCGAGAGAUUGUCUCUGCACAAGGUCGAUUUUGCUGGUCUAGUCUUGAAAGCUUCCAUGGUUGUCCGGGGAGACCAAUCCGGCCAGAGAGCGACCCCGACACAGGUCGCAGAAGCCACUGUGUAUCUGCUGAGCAAGACAGUCCCGCCACUUGUACCAACCAUCGUCUUCCUUUCUGGCAGUCUUAGCGACUCGGACUCAAUCUCGUUCCUCAACGCCAUCAACAAAAAGAAGCAAUCCAAUCCAAAUGCGGCUCCUUGGGCUUUGACAUUCGCCUUCAGUCGUGCAUUACAAGGUGUCGCUAUGCAGGUUUGGGCAGACGAAAAGCUGAAAGAAAGCCAAGAUCAGUGGGUUGAUCGAGCAAAGUGGUUUGGACAAGCUGCUACGGGCAGAUAUGAGGGAGGUUGUCCUUCAUAG